ACAGGCACAUCCGGCAACGUCCCCAACAUAUACUGCCUCACGAAAGACGUCCCCGACUGCAAAACCUGUCUCGCAGCUCUCGAAGUCUCCAUGCCGCAGAACAUCCCCCGGCGCGCAGGCGUCGUGCCCAACACGCCGGUGUACAACAAGAACCGCCGGCGGAAUACGGGCGCCGUCGUGCGCUAUAUGCAUUCCGACGGUCGUAUGAGGACGAUCCUCAUAGACUGCGGUAAAACAUUCUACGACGCCUCCCUAACCUGGUUCACCCACCACAACCUCCGCCAAAUCGACGCCGUGCUGCUCACCCACGGCCACGCGGACGCCAUGCUCGGCCUCGACGACUUACGGCAAUGGACGAUCGGAGGUAAACAUCUGUGCGUGCAGGACCACAUCGACGUCUACCUCUCACCGCAGACGAUGGGUGUCGUCAGUUCCUCGUUCCCUUACCUCGUCGACAAGGGCAAGGCGACAGGGGGAGGGGACGUGCCGAGUCUCCGGUUCCAUGUGUUUGAGGCCGGGAUUGACAAGUUUGUGGUUGGGGAGUUGGAGGUUGUCCCGUUGGAGGUGGAGCAUGGGAGGGUGGAUAAGGAGACGCCGUUCAUGAGUCUUGGGUUUAGGUUUGGGGAGUUGGCGUAUGUGAGCGAUGUGAGCGCGUUUCCGGAGCGGACGAGGGAGAAGAUGAGGGGGGUUACCACUUUGGUUUUGGAUGCGUUGCAUUGUAAGUCGUUUGUUCUCCCCCCCCCCCCCCCCCCUUUUCCUGCCAUUUUUUUUCUUCCUCUUAUCUCUCUACUCAAACUCUCGUUUUAUUUUGAAGACACACCCCAUGCAUCACACCUCUCCAUCCCCCAAUCCCUCACCGAGAUCCUGCGCAUCCUCCCGCACAACACAACCCCUCCCGCCCGCGCCUUCCUCGUCGGGUUCUCGCACCGGGUCGAGCACGAGACGCUUGAGCGGGAGCUGGAGCGGGACGAGACGUUGUGGAGCAACGGGGUUGUUGUGCGGCCUGCCUGGGAUGGGUUGCGGGUGAAAUUACGUGGCGAGGAGGUCGGGGUGGGGGGGGAGUAA
Messenger RNA from Fimicolochytrium jonesii, 1065 nucleotides. Its product is annotated as beta-lactamase-like protein. NCBI's taxonomy places the organism in Eukaryota, Fungi, Chytridiomycota, Chytridiomycetes, Spizellomycetales, Powellomycetaceae. The record is from RefSeq and is a predicted model, not a curated record. The transcript has 2 exons. The annotation marks the transcript as partial.